AUGGCGACAACCUAUACUGAAACUCCCAAAGACGACACCAUCACCCAUGUCGAGCACUCCACCCCCAUAGUUGGACAGGAUAUUGCGAAAGCCGACGCUGCAGCCAAGUUUCUAGCCAAUGCGCAUGUCGAUGAUGUAUCUUUCUCCUACGAAGAAGAGCACGCACUCCUCAAGCGCGUGGACUAUCGAGUUCUCCCUCUUUUGCUAGGAGCCUACUUUUUCCAACAGCUCGAUAAGUCUUCGUUAUCCUACGUCUCUAUCUUCGGUCUGCAAAAGGAUGCAGGACUAGUAGGACGACAAUACUCAUGGCUUGGUUCUAUCCUUUAUCUUGCCCAACUAGUCAUGCAACCGCUCGCCGCAUUCAUCCUCGUCAAACUGCCCACUGGAAAGGUCAUCGGAACGGCUAUCUUCCUCUGGGGUAGCAGCCUGGCCAUCAUGUCCGCCUGUACUGAUUUCAAAAGCCUUCUCGGUAUGCGAUUCGUAUUGGGUUCCUUCGAAGCCAUGAUAGCUCCUGCGUGUGUUGCGACCACAACGAUGUGGUGGCGCCGUUCCGAACAAACUCUUCGAACGGGUUACUGGAACGCUAUGAACGGUGUCACAUUCAUUGUUGGGUCCCUUUUCACCUACGGUCUUGGACACAUCAAUAGCGACUCGCUAUACAAGUACCAGGUUAUCUUCAUGUUCUGCGGUCUCUUGACUGUAGCGUAUGCCUUCGUCGUCCUUGUCUUGAUGCCGGAUAGCCCGAUGAAAGCCAAAUACUUAACCGAGCGAGAACGAUUCAUUGCAGUCGAGCGUCUGAGGGCUAACCAAAUGGGUAUUCAGUCUGGAGAGUGGAAGUGGGAUCAGGUCUGGGAGACCUUGAUCGACUUCAAGACUUGGUGUUGGUUCAUUGCCAUCAUCGCUAUCUCCAUAGCAAGCGGCGGUAUAUCCACCUUUGGGAAUCUCAUCAUCCGCGACUUCGGCUAUACUAACUUCCAAUCUAUUCUUUUCAACAUUCCCUUCGGUGUCAUUCAGGUCGUCUGUAUCCUGGGAUCUUCCUGGGGAGCGGCACGUUGGAGUCGCAAAGGUCUUGCCAUUGCCCUUGUCGCGAUCCUACCCAUCAUCGGCACGAUCAUGAUGUUGACCGUACCACGUCAGCACAAAGGCGUCUUGCUCUUUGGAUACUACCUUGUAUCAUGUCUUGCUGCCAUCACACCUUUGAUAUACACUUGGCACGUGCAGAACACCGCUGGUGACACGAAGAAGAAGUGUACGUCGGCUAUGGUGUUCAUCGGCAUGUGCACAGGCAACGUCAUCGGUCCACUCUUGUACUCUGUUGACGACGCACCUCUAUACCGGCCCGGCCUUAUCUCCAACCUGGUAAUGUUCGCGCUGGUUGCUAUCAUCGCACUCCUCAUUCCUAUGUACUUGGCACUGUUGAACAAGAGACAUGCGAAGCGAAGAGAGGAGUUAGGCAAGAGCGCAGUGAGAAUUGACGAAAGUAUGUUGAAGAAAAAGGAAAUGACACAGAAAGGAGUGGAAAUGGAGGCGCAAGACCAGAGACAGGAGCAGGACAAUGGCUUCUCUGAUUUGACAGACAUGGAGAACGAAGACUUCAUCUACGUAUACUAG
Molecule: messenger RNA, 1611 nt
Organism: Alternaria alternata
Lineage: Eukaryota; Fungi; Ascomycota; Dothideomycetes; Pleosporales; Pleosporaceae
Product: MFS allantoate transporter-like protein
Exons: 3
Coding region: 1-1611 (536 amino acids)
Biological process (GO): transmembrane transport
Cellular component (GO): membrane
Molecular function (GO): transmembrane transporter activity
Source: RefSeq, a predicted model, not a curated record